CGGAGCCACGCUGCCAUAUCUUACUAUCUAAUAUAGCACCUGGAAUAACUGCCUACCUAAUCACCUCCCCUAUAUAUAGUUAUUCCGGGCUCGUACAGCACCCUGCUCUCCUCCUGCCAACGAUAAAUCUCAACCACUGCGUCCGUGAUAGUCUGUUACUUGCUACUUAUUGCCAACCGGCUUCUAUGUGCAACCCUGUUCUCGAACAGAUAUCUACUAUUUAGGUCUCGAUUGAGCUCCUACUAUAGUCGGUGCCGCUCUAUAGUUGCGCGGAAUUACUUCUACACGCAAAUACUCGCUACUCUGGAACACCUCACGAGCGGAAUUGUGUGGCCUGCGUUGGACCGCAAACACGACGUCCCCGAAACCUCAUUAUCGCAGACACACCAAAUAUGACCGACGAACACGAGCCACAAUAUACUCUUCUCUUGUUCUUCAAGCGCAACCCGAAGCUUAGCCCCGCUGAAUUCAGGACCUACUACGAGGCCAACCACGCUUCGCUGGUCAUGGAGCUUGCGAAAACUGCGAAAGGGCUCCUGCGCUACACACGACGGUACCUCAAUCACGAAGCGUCCGAUCCGGCUUUAGGCAACCCAUUCACCGUCUUCGGGGAGCCCGUGCCGACGGUACCCUACGACAUGGUCAAUGAGGUGACGUUUCAAACUAAGGCCGAUGCAGCCGAAUUCUCCAGGCUGAUGUAUGACAUUGAGGCGAACGCGACCAGGGUCCUUGUGGAUGAGGAUACGUUAUUCGUCAAGGGUCAGAUGAGGGGGAUGAUCGUCGAUGCAGUUGUGUCAAUUCCGUGAAAGGUUGAGCUAAAGCGUAUAUUUGGUGCGUUUGAGAGGCAGCCUUACGAGUGUCCACGCCUAGGAACUCGUCUAUCACCCUUUUCUAGUUCAGGGAUAUGGAAGCCAACAUGCACUCAACGAAAAUGCAACCAAGAACACAUUUAUUACACCCAAACCUAAUACGGUGCGUAGGCGGCCAACUGACGAUAACAUUAAGCCCUGGGAUACUCUGAAAAAGUAAACGAAUUCACGGUCCAAAGUGAUAAAUACCCACUGUGCGCUCCCUGUAUCUGAGCCGAUACCAUUAUUACCAUGACCCCCCAUCAAGGAAGCGAUUUUUAGAUGGCGUCAAGUGGGAGAUCAAAAAGAACUUCAACA
Molecule: messenger RNA, 1166 nt
Organism: Durotheca rogersii
Lineage: Eukaryota; Fungi; Ascomycota; Sordariomycetes; Xylariales; Xylariaceae
Product: EthD domain-containing protein
Exons: 1
Coding region: 393-806 (137 amino acids)
Molecular function (GO): oxidoreductase activity
Source: RefSeq, a predicted model, not a curated record